Messenger RNA from Lampris incognitus (smalleye Pacific opah), 6683 nucleotides. RefSeq names its product SIK family kinase 3 (gene sik3). Gene Ontology annotation, cellular component: cytoplasm. Gene Ontology annotation, molecular function: ATP binding; tau-protein kinase activity; protein serine/threonine kinase activity. The transcript is spliced from 26 exons. NCBI's taxonomy places the organism in Eukaryota, Metazoa, Chordata, Actinopteri, Lampriformes, Lampridae. Gene Ontology annotation, biological process: protein phosphorylation; intracellular signal transduction; microtubule cytoskeleton organization. The record is from RefSeq and is a predicted model, not a curated record. The coding region runs from base 25 to 3876 and encodes 1283 amino acids.
UUGUUCCCGCAGAGAGGCAAGAAGAUGGCGGCCGUGUCGAGCGGAGGUGCAGCUGGGUCCGCUGCGGCCGGGAUUACGCACUCUACCCGACCGACACACGGCAUGGGCUCCCAGAACCGAACGCAGCCACCCUCCGCUAUCAGCCACUCCAGUCGAACCGGCCCGGCCGCGGGCUGCAUCACUAAUCCGGGCCACCCUUCGGCCACCAGGGCCCCCCCAGCCCGAGUGGGUUUCUACGAAAUUGAGCGGACCAUCGGCAAGGGAAAUUUCGCGGUUGUAAAGCUAGCCACGCACAUCAUUACCAAAGCCAAGGUGGCUAUAAAGAUAGUGGACAAGACCCAGCUGGAUGAUGAGAACUUGAAGAAGAUCUUUAGAGAGGUGCAGAUCAUGAAGAUGCUGAGGCACCCCCACAUAAUCCGCCUCUACCAGGUUAUGGACACAGAGAGGAUGAUCUACCUUGUAACAGAGUAUGCCAGUGGAGGAGAAAUAUUUGACCACCUGGUGGCUCAUGGGCGCAUGGCAGAGAAGGACGCCAGAAAGAAGUUCAAACAGAUCGUGGCAGCGGUUCACUUCUGCCACUGUCGCAAUAUUGUCCACCGAGACCUGAAGGCAGAGAAUCUGUUGCUGGACCACAAUCUCAACAUUAAGAUUGCAGACUUUGGCUUUAGUAACCUAUUUUCUCGGGGUCAGCUGUUGAAGACAUGGUGUGGCAGUCCUCCCUACGCUGCUCCAGAACUCUUUGAGGGCAAGGAAUAUGAUGGUCCUAAAGUAGACAUCUGGAGCCUUGGUGUGGUGCUGUAUGUGCUGGUCUGUGGUGCCCUGCCCUUUGAUGGCAGCACUCUCCAAAACCUGAGGGCACGAGUCCUCAGUGGCAAGUUCCGUAUACCCUUCUUCAUGUCCACAGACUGCGAGUACUUGAUCAGACACAUGCUGGUGUUGGAGCCCAGCAGGCGGCUAUCCAUGGAGCAGAUUUGUAAGAACAAGUGGAUGAGGCAAGGUGACCCAGACCCAGACUUCGACAGGUUGAUAGCGGAGUGUGAGCAGGUUAAGACGGAGAGAGAGACAGAGCUCAUCAAUGAUCAGGUGCUCAUGGCUAUGUCUGAAAUGGGCUUGGACCGAGAGCGCACGCUACAGUCCCUACACACAGAUGCAUAUGAUCACUACAGUGCCAUCUACAGCCUGCUAGCUGAUCGCCUCAAGAAACAUAAGACUCUCCGUGUCGCUCCGCCAACACGCCCUAUUGGCUAUCCCCUCAAUGCUGUACAGCAGACAGAUCAGCAGGGUAAUCCAGUUAGCAUGACUGUUCCCCAUGUCCAACUCAUCAAUCCAGAGAACCAGAUUGUUGAGCCGGAUGGUAGCAUGGCAUUGGACAGUGAUGAAGGGGAGGAGCCAUCUCCUGAAGCUAUGGCGCGCUACCUGUCAAUGAGACGACACACUGUGGGCGUACCAGACCCCAGGACAGAAAUGCAGGAGGAACUCCAGAAGCUUCCACCAGGCUUCCCCCGUGGCACAGUGCCCCAGCCCCCUUUCCCUCAGCUGACCCCAAACAUUGGCCACAUGCACACCCUCAUGCCCACACAAAGCCUACAGCCCACACAACAACUGGAGUACAAGGAGCAGUCAUUGCUGCAGCCCCCCACUCUGCAGCUGCUCAACGGUAUGGGGCCCUUGGGUCGGAGGGCCUCCGAUGGUGGGGCCAACAUACAGCUCCAUGCUCAGCUUCUAAAGAGGCCGCGGGGCCCCUCGCCUCUUGUAGCCAGCCCACACCCUAUCCCUGCUGUGGCUCCUGUGGAUGAAGAGGGAUCAGAUGGAGAGCCUGACCAAGAGGCGGUCCAGAGGUACCUGGCGAACCGCUCCAAGCGGCACACGACGCACGCGCUCAUGAGCACAUCGCAUGGCGAGCCCUUGGCGGAGUCACAGCGGCUCCAGGGCCCCCGCCAGAGGGGGGGCUGGGCCCCCGACACACACACCCGAUCGAGUUAUAAGGACUGCAACACACUCCACCUCCCCAUGGAGCGUUUCUCGCCUGUCCGACGAUUCUCUGAUGGUGCUACCACCAUCCAGGCCUUCAAGGCUCACCUGGAGAACAGCAGCCUCAUUCGACAACUCAAGCAGGAGUGUGAGCAGCUCCAAAAAAUGUAUGCUGCACCACAAGACGAGCGACUCCUGGAGCACACCCAACAGCAGCACAUUCUAUACCAGCAAGAGCAGCAAAUCCUCCACCAGCAAAUCCAGGCCCUGUCUUUAGGACAUGGAGAGAGCCAGCCCAGUCACCUCACCCACCAGCUUCAGAGGCUCCGUAUCCAGCCCUCCAGCCCUCCGCCAACACAUCCCAGCAACCACCUCUUCAGACAGCCCAAUCAGAGUCCUCCACCGGGCUCUGCAGCGAUAAUGCAGGGGCAUGGAGGUCCAUCAUCAGUGCAGUACCAGCAUGGUGCUACAUCCCUCUAUCAGGCCCAGAGCGGCAGCCCACCUCCCACAAGCCUCCCAAGAGUCUCCUUACCAGCUAAUCAGGCAGCAGUAUCUGCCCGCACGGGUGUUCCUAUAAACCAGGCAGUACCCCAGCAACAACAGGUGACCAUUCAGGUGCAAGAGGUGGAACUUGGAGGUGGCACACAGAGGCAGAGUAGCUUCUUGUCCACACCAUGUGGACACCGGGUCCUUGGAAAGCAGCUAAGUGCAGACAAUGCUGAGACGCACAGUCGUAGCCUUGGGCGCUUUUCGUCGGGCUAUGACCAGGCCCAGUUUAACCCCCACCUCUUCUCAAAUGAUGCUGCAUCACGGGGUGCCUCUGGUGUUGUUGGCUCCUACAACCCUUACUUACAGGGAGCCUCCCUCAAAGUGCCCGGCUUGGAGGGCUACCAGAGUGGAGCAGUUGGGACCAGUGGCUACGGUAGUCCCUCAGCGCUACAACAGGCCCUGCUCUCCCCCACCCCAUUGGAGUACCGGUCCCCACAACAACACGUCACUCCCACCCUGCAGGGUCUCCUUUCCCCCCGCCACUCCCUUACAGGCCAUGCAGACCCCAGGCUGCCCCCCCAGGACCUCGCUGCCCUGCUGAAGAGGCAGAGCCCCCGGCCAGGACCAGCACCCCCGACCCCACCCAGCACUGGGCCCCAGGACUAUGGAGAAAUGCUGCUGCUCCGCCAGCUGAGCCAAGGUGAGACCCUGGAACCCCCCACCCCACAGGGAGCGUCUGGAACCCAACACUACCACCACCUCCUACAGAUCCGACCCCCAGAGGUCCAGCCCCAGCAGCAUCCAGCCCAGGCUCCCUGUCCUGGCCUGCCCCACUCGGAGAGCAUGGAGGAGGAUGAGUUACCUGCUGGGUACCACCACACACAUGAGGGCCUGCUUGCCAAGGCUGGGGAAGGGCACGAGCUGCUGGGACCACCCCAAGGAGGCACCCCACCCUACAAUUCCCCUACACACAGGCAUGGCUACAUAAGGACUGCUUCAGCAGCCAGAGAUCCAGAACAUGUAGAGUGCAGAACCUCGGGACAGGCCAUGGAUGUGCCUGACCAUAAUGGUGUGAGCUACUCACGGGGUGCCACCGGUGACACUUACAGGUCUCGUGGGCAGCUACAGCGUCAUCACACGAUCCAAACCUGCGACGAUGCCUAUGACCAGGCGGAGCCGAUGUCUGGGAUGAGCCUGUUAGCUGGGAAAGCACUGAGCUCCGCCCGCAUGUCUGACAUCCUCAGUCAGACAUCACUAACAGGAAGUCAACAGCUGCACCAGCGGGAAGAGUCAGUAUGUGACGUGGAGGGAGAACUCCAUGCAGCAACCUGCUACCCCUCUUCCUGCACCAGUGACAUGCUUCUCAGCUACAAGCCCCCAGACCUGCAGUACAGCAUGGAGCAGGCAGGGGUCUAGCACAGGGGUUACAUCCUGUGUAUAGAGGUCCAUAUCAGCCACCCUGAAUUGUGUUGACUUGAGUUGAGCAGCAUCAUGCCAAACCGCCAUUGUCUGCCCAGAGAGGUUGCUCUAUGUCCGUCUUUCUGUCCCCACCUGUCCCCUGGAGGGCAGUCCAAUUGAGUGGGAGUGGGAUUAGGAAGGGUUUUUUUUUUUUUUUUUCAGGGUCAAAGUGCCAGCCUUUUCUGCGCAUCCAGCAACACCUGGAUGUCCGGAUUGUCGUUAUCUCUUGAUUUCACUCCACCGUCUGAUUUCAAUCGAUUGGGAUUCCCUUCCUCCCUCUCUCAACUCGCCUUGUCUCCGCUCACCUCUUCCGUUCAAACCACAGCCCUCUGCUGCCCCAGUCUCAGCCCUCCGCGUCCUUUUAGUCCUCUCUUAAAUGUUGACAUAAUGACAAAGUAUGAGUGUCAUUGGCCGAGGCAUUCAUUGAGUCAAACUUGCAGGAUAAUUGAAAUUUGAAAAAUAAGAAUUAUAAAAUACUUACAGACACACAAAGAAAAAUGUAUACACACCCCUGCCACAAACCCAAAGUAUUCACUUGAAGUCUGUGUGUGUGUGUGUGUGGGGGGGGGGGGUGGACGGGCAGAGGGGACAGUGAAUCUCACUGAGUUUUGCCCUCUCCCCCUCUCCUCUCCUUCAGUGGACCAUUCCAGAGUGUGUACUCUGAGCCAAUGAGGCGGCCCCUCGGAGUGGAGCAGCCCGUUACUUUGGGCUGCGUGGGGAUGUUGUCGAUCAGGCUCUUUAGGGGCAAUGAGGUGGUUCUUCCAAAUAGGAGGGCUGUGGCAUCGCACAGGACAAACCAGCCCUCUCUUUUAUUUCUUUUUUUCUUUUUGUUUCUUUCUUCCCCCUUGUUCUGGCAUUCAUUUUCUUUUCUUUCUUUUUUUAAAUUUCAAAAUUAAAAAUGUAGAAAUGAUUUAUUGUUACUCUUAUUGCUAUUACUGUUUCCAUGAAAGAAGUUUUAUUGUUAUUAUAAUGAAUAUUAUUAUUAAAGGAAAAACAACUCUUUGUUGCAAGGAAGACAAUAUUUUUUUUGGAUCACUUAAGUAAUUCUGCACUUUCGGUUCAAUCUUCUUUCUGUCCUUUUUCAGCCGUCUUCCCAACUUGCCCUCUUGUGUCUUUUCUCAUCUCUCAUCUCUCUUGCCAUCUCAUAUUAGCCCCAUUCUUCCAUUCCAUCCCCCCACCCCCCUUUAUUUUUUUUACCUCCCUUCUCUAUCCCGCUCCCUUGUCAGUGAUGGUAUAUUGCGUUUUGGGUAGUUUUACCAGAGAUUUGCUCCUUUCCUUGUACAGUGAUGCCAUGUAUAGAACGCUAUUGCAAUUUGUGUAUCGAUUUUUUUUUUCUUUUCUUUUUUUAUUACUUUUAUUUUUAGAUGCCGGGGAGGCUCUUUUAUAUUGCUGUUGUUUAUCAUUUGUAUUUUUGAUGUCUUUGAAAUAUUUGUUUUUGUUUUUUUCCUCUGAAUAUUGAGAUUUCUAGCCAAAAGAGGACAGAGAGAAGAAAGACGGUGCUCUUUCCUUGACGUAAAAAUAUUUGUUUUAAUAUUAUUAUAUCAAGACACUUGAAUAAGAGUAGAGUAAUUAUUUUGUGUUGCUUUUUAAAGUAUCAUUUCAAUCAUUGAUGUUGUUGUGACUGUUGUCAUCUUGUUGAUGUUGGUCCUGUUUCUGUUGAUGGGGUAGUUGUGGUAGGCUAAAUAAGGGGUCAGGCUUUGGGCUUUGUCAUCUGGGGUUGAUUUCGGGUGCUACAGAGACUUAACGUAUAAAACACAAGGGAUUCGGAACUUGUAAAAUAGCUUACAUAUCAUAAACAUGACGAGUGUGGAGAUGGACAACCCCCCCCCCUUCACGUUCUCUUCCUUCCUUUUACUCCUUCCCUUCCCACUCUGUUCAGCCUCAGAUGUCUGUCGCACAACGGACGUAAGCCCUUCCUCCAUUGCUGGCCUUGUUACUACAGCAGCCAAGGAGGACACUACUACUACUACAACUACUCACCUACCCUUCUCACCCACCUCUGUCUUUCUUUAUCUCCCCUUACGUUGUGCCCCCCCCACCCCCCCGCUGCCUCCAUUCCCCAAAACCUGGAACAGAAGAUGGGACGAGGCGAGAGGACCCUUGACUUGGAAACUUAUUUGUCCUGCCUCCCUGAACCAUACGCGAGGAAUUUAAAGAGGCGUCCAUAGGAAUGGACUAUUUGAAUGGAAGCUUCAACACAGAGGGAACAUGAAGCCGUUGCCGGCGUAGGGCGUGUUCCAGCCCUUGACACGUCUGUAGAGGCCGCACUUGGUGUCCGAGGCCUAAAGCAAAAAAAAAAAAAGGGAUGGAAGAGAUAACGGGAGCAAACUGUCGUUUUUGAGAUUUGCGAAAACGAUGAGGAGUGGAGUGACUCAUGCGGAGACAACUUAAACGAAACUGUGGGGUCGGGGGCGGGGGGGACCAAAGGAGUCGGAGACCUUCUUCAAAUUGCACAUGUCCUCUGGGUGAUUGGAAAGACCCGACACCCCCCACCCCACCCUGCCAUUUCAAUCUGUCUUUAUUCCUUCCUCCCUCCCUCCCUGCUCGUGUGUUAGCCGGCUCUCUGCUCCGCUCCUGCAUCUUAGGUUUAUUUUAUUUUAUUUUUUUUUAAUUUUUUGUUUGUUUUUUGUUUUUUUGGUUGAUUUUUGUCCUUUUUUUAUUUGUUUUAAGUACAACAAUACUACAGUGCAACAGCAAUGAUUAAAAAGAUUACCAACCAAACUGACAUGAAUAAAUGAAUAUAUAUAAAUAAAGAAAUAAUUUAA